This is a messenger RNA of Trichechus manatus latirostris (Florida manatee), 7673 nucleotides long. It is a transcript of the gene LONRF3, whose product is annotated as LON peptidase N-terminal domain and ring finger 3. The transcript is spliced from 12 exons. Gene Ontology annotation, molecular function: protein binding; metal ion binding; ubiquitin protein ligase activity. The coding region runs from base 133 to 2529 and encodes 798 amino acids. Lineage: Eukaryota; Metazoa; Chordata; Mammalia; Sirenia; Trichechidae. The record is from RefSeq and is a predicted model, not a curated record.
CAGCGCGCAGCGGCCCGGCGGCCCGGGCGGCCGCAGCGGCCACUGGAGCAGCCCCGACUCCCUUCAGCUGCCGCUGUCUGCUCCGAGUCCCCAGCCCCUAGACGCCUCUUCCCCGCGCGUGUUCCUUUCUUAAUGGAUUCGCCGGAGACUGGACAGAUGCUGAGCUUGCCUGCCGAGCUCGGCAACAACAAUUUAAAGCUGAUGGAGCCGGCGGCAUCAGCAGCCCUUGUAGACGCGGGCCCCCACCCGGAAGUGGCUACAGGGGGUAUCGCACCGCACCCCACCCGGGAGCGGGAGCCGGAGCAGGAGCAGCCUCCACGGGCCUCGACGCCGGAGUGCAAAGUCCUGCUCUCGCGAGCUGACUCCUUGGCGUCCGGGGGGCGUCUCCGGGAAGCCCUCGAGGUGUACAGACAGCUCUCGGGACGGCGACAGCUGGCGGCUGAGCAGCUCGAGCAGCUGGUGCGCUGCCUGGCGGAGAACGUCUCGCUGGGCGAGGGGCUGGCGCCGGCGUCCCCGGACGGCGGCGGCGCUGCGGGCUGCGAGACGGAGGCUGAAGAGGCGGGGACGGCCGUGGCCACUGAGGUGUGGGACGGCUUCAAGUGCCGGAAGUGCCAUGGAUUUCUGUCAGACCCCGUGUCCUUGUCGUGCGGCCACACCUUUUGUAAACUGUGCCUGGAACGCGGGCGGGCGGCCGACCGGCGCUGUGCACUGUGCGGGGUUAAGCUCUCCGCGUGGAUGGUGGCCGCAGGGCGGGCACGAGGCACCCGAUGGGCUGGGCCGCAGUCGCCACCGCCGCUGCGGGUCAACGUGGUGCUCAGCGGCCUCCUGGGCAAGUUGUUCCCGGGCCCGGCGCGGGCGUCGCAACUCCGGCACGAAGGCAACCAGCUGUACCGCGAGCGCCAGGUGGAGGCGGCGCUGCUCAAGUACAACGAAGCGGUUCAACUAGCUCCGAAUGACCACUUACUUUAUAGCAACCGGUCUCAAAUUUAUUUCACCUUGGAGUCUCAUGAGGAUGCACUACAUGAUGCAGAAAUAGCGUGUAAGCUCCGCCCGAUGGGUCUUAAGCCACACUUCCGAAAAGCGCAAGCAUUAGCCACCCUAGGCAAGGUGGAGGAAGCACUAAGAGAAUUUCUGUAUUGUGUAUCUCUCGAUGGAAAGAACAAGAAAGCAAGAUUUGAAGCCCAAAGGCUUCUCCUUAGUUUGUUUUCACCAUCAGUCCCGGGGGAGUCUCAGGAACAUAUUACCGAUAUCCUGAAGCUGUUGGCAUCUCACCCUAGAUUAAAGGAACAAGUAGAGUCAAUGGCUACUGAAGGCAUCAGCCAUAAUCUACCAAAGUUGUCACAGGAAAAUCCAGUGCUCCCUCAUUGUUUUAGUCAGGAAGAAGCAGCUGCCAGGCCAGCUCAAGUAAAGGUGGAUGGUCAACAAGACCAGGAAGAAGGAGAAGAGGAGAAGAGGGACACUGCUUCUCCAGAGGCUGACUCCACCAAGACUGAAAAAUGCCAGAAAAAGAAAAGGAAACAUUGUUAUAUUGAACCCCAAGGCCUGGACAUGCCUAAUAAAGCCUCCAAGCAAGGAUCUCCCACUGAUCAGGGGGCCAAACCUGCUCUCAAUAUUCCAUUCGCAUCUUUUGACGCAUCUGACCUUGAAUGUUCACUAUGUAUGAGAUUAUUCUAUGAGCCAGUUACAACACCUUGUGGGCAUACCUUCUGCUUGAAAUGCCUCGAAAGGUGCCUGGAUCACAACGCGAAGUGUCCACUGUGCAAAGAUGGCCUUUUACAGUGCUUGGCUUCAAGAAAAUACAGCAAAACUGUAAUAAUGGAAGAACUAAUAGCUAAAUUCCUUCCUGAAGAACUCAAUGAGCGAAGGAGGCUUUAUGAAGAAGAAAUGGAAGAACUUUCUAACUUAAAUAAGAAUGUGCCUAUUUUCGUGUGUACUAUGGCCUAUCCCACCGUUCCUUGUCCCCUGCACAUCUUUGAGCCUUGUUACCGUCUGAUGAUUCGUAGAUGCAUUGAGACAGGCACAAGACAGUUUGGCAUGUGCCUUGGAGAUCCUGUUAAAGGAUUUGCGGAAUAUGGCUGCAUCCUAGAGAUUAGAAAUGUUCAGUUCUUUGCUGAUGGCCGCUCAGUGGUUGACAGCAUAGGCAAGAGGCGCUUCAAGGUGCUCCAUCAGGGCCAGCGGGAUGGUUACAGCACAGCUGACAUUGAAUACAUUGAAGAUCAAAAGGUUCAAGGAGAAGAUUAUGCUGAGCUGUUGACGUUACAUAACUGUGUAUAUGCGCAAGCGUCACUGUGGUUUCAUUCACUCAAAUCAUCUAUGAAGAAUCGGAUACUUCAUCACUUUGGUCCAAUGCCAGAGAAGGAUACUGAUCUCCAGGUUAAUCCGAAUGGUCCAGCUUGGUGCUGGUGGAUAUUAGCGGUUCUCCCAUUGGAAAGCCGAGCUCAGCUCCCAUUCCUAGCGAUGAGGUCCUUAAAGGAUAGACUGAAUGGUAUUCGGCGAGUCCUGUCCUUUAUAUCCCGAACUAAAAACUAGUAAGAGUGGAUUGCGGAAGAGGAGCACCCACCCUCCCCACUGCCCCGGGGGAGUUGUCUUGUAAAUGUAUGUAACUGCAAUAACAUCUUUCCAAAAGGGAAUAGCAAACAGAGGUAUUACCCUGCUGUUGAUCACAGGACGAAAUGGAGUAGAAAGACCAAAAGAAUGUGGUCUGUUUGCCACUUUAUGACUCAAGAUGUUCUUGACAUGCUGCACUACUACAUGAACAGCAGAGGUGUUUAAGAGUCUGGAAAAAAAUACUUUUUUCCAUAAAAUUUUCUGAAAGUUUGAAGUGGUUUUGCUUUAAUUUUCUUUCGUAGAUGAAUGACUGUGUGGUUGAAAUGUGAAGCAGAGAUACUAGUAACGUUGCUGCAUUAUUUCACUGAAUUGAGGUCUCAUUCCAAAUGGUUCAGGUUUUAUACAGUAUUGUGUCAAAUUUUCGGCCUUCUGUUUUAGUAAUUUAUUUUUUGCACUACUGUAUCCUUUUUGCUACAUGUAUGUUUGUAACUAUUUAAGUGUCCAUUACUGAAAAGCCAGUCGCUUUAUUUAUUGGUGUGGCUUACUGUGUACAAAUGACUAGAGGGAAGUGACAAUACUAGAAAUGUGUAAUUUUUGCUUUCACCAUUUUUUACUGCAUUUGUUGCCAGUUCUUGGACCAUGUUUGUAUCUAUCCAAUUGAAGGUUUAAAAGAAGUUCAGAAUCAUGCUAAGAUCAUCAUCUAUCUUCACAGAUUCCUUUUUCUUUUUUUUUUUCAGUUUGAGUUCAACAAUAUAAGCUACUGAACAGGAUUUGGCAUAUCGACUGUGGCGUAUGCCAACGUAAAGUAAAAUACUUCAUUUUUCUGUAUGUUAUACAGAACGAGGCUGAAGGAAUUAGUUUUCUGAACUGAAGAGCUCAAUCAGUGGACUGUCUUUUAUUGUAAUUUAUUUAUAGGCAUUUAUUUCAGCAAUCUAAUUAUAAGUGUAUCUAAUUUUCCCUAAUGCAGUUAAGAAUGGGAUUUUAGGCAGGAUAGUACUUAACCCUUUAGAGGGCAUGGUGUCCAGUUUGGUACAUCACAGCCUUGCCCAACUAGCCUCCAUACCCUACCUCUUCUCAGGGUUCUGCAUAUGAAGACCUGGGCUAAUAUGAAGGGAAAUACUUCUUUAUGAAGGACUGUUUGGAUUUAAAAAUUGUAAGGAAGCCAGAUAGAAUACAACCCCUUAAAAAUCUUUUUAAAGGAACCAGGCAGUUAAUCCAUUAUUUUAUCUAAACACUGCCUUUCCUCCUGGUUGCAAAAGGCCAAAGAUUUCCGUAUAGGGGAAGAAUAGAGGGUAAGGAGGUAAGAGUAAGCACUUAUUUAAAUUUCUUAUUGCAGGCUUGAUUCCUUCAGUGUUAGGAGAACCUGAAAAAUACUGUGAGUAUGGGAGUGUUAUACUGACAGAGUGAAAAGACCAGGGUAGAGAAGAGGUGAAUUGUGUCAUUUGUACUGCGGCCACAAUUAUCCUGCCCCCAUAUGAUGUUGGACAGCUGCAGUGAUAUUAGUCACAGCCCAGUUGCUCUGUUAAGGUGAGAGGUUAAUGCCUCAAGUAAUCAGUCUGAUUUCUUCUGUCACCACAUGGGGCCAGAAACAAAAGUGAGAGUGAAGUAAUUCAGACAAUAUAAAAGAGAUUAUGUAAGUAAAAACAAACGAUCUUUUUCUGAGUCCCAAUUACUUCAUCUAUAAAAUGGUAGUGAGAGCAUUCUGCAUAUAGAGUUGUUACGAACAUUAAAUGAGAUAGUAUAUGUAAAUCACUUAGCACAGUGCCUAGCACAUAGGAAACACUCAACGAAUAGUAGCUGUUAUUAUUCAUAGUUGCAGAAUAUCAUCAGGGCCCUGUAUUUCCAUAAAACACUGCCUUUACAUGCAGUACCCACUGCCAACCCCUUUAAACUUGGUUGGGCGAAUGCACACUACUGAUUUUAUGAUUGACAUAACUUGAUGAUUGACAAGUAAUUUUUUAAGGGGUCAUGACUGCUUGGGAAAAUGCCAGCAAACUUGUCCCAUCUCAAUAAGGCUAAAAAACAGUUUUAUUUGGAGGUCUAGAAUUUCUGAUAGAAUGGAAUCCUUAAGUUCUAGCUCAGUUAAAAUAACCAGCUCAUCACUCCCUGCUGUCCAAAAUGUAUAGAUUGAUGUUCAUGGCCAUGCCAUGAUGAAUAGAUUUUACAACCUAUGACUUUUGUGCUUUGUUCAUAGUAUUCCCUCAAUACUGUCCAAAGUAACAGAUUCACCAAAAAUAUAUUGAGAACCUAUUGCCUACUAGGUCCUAAGCCAAGUGAUUUCACACACAUGAGCUCAUAAAUUGUUUAUUUUUCAUAUCAACCCUGUGAGAGUAGUUAUUAUUCCCAUAUUAUAGAUGAAAAAACUGAGGCUCCGCAGAGUUAAAUACUUCUUUGCUCAGGUAACAUAGUCAAUCAAUAAGAGGCCCAGCUUGAUUUUGAAUCCAUUACUUCGCAGAUUUUUAAUAUUUCUAAAUCUUUUGCAUUACACAUAAUUUUGUUAAAUGGGCAUGGUAAUCAAAUCAGCAAAGAAUCCCGCAAGUUCACAAUGGGAAAUUUCAAGUUAAGUAAAAUUAAAUUACUCAACACAUCUCUACUAAUCUAAGCAGAAAGGGAGGUUUGAUUUCUUAAUAAAAUUCCACAUCGGAGAAUGCUUCAUCUUGAUAAGCGAGUAGCUAACUACAGCAAAUGUAGAUCUUGGCUAUCCAGAAUUUGCACUUUACUCUCUCAGUAGCCUAGAUACAUGUUUGGGUCAUUUUACAGCAAGGCUUUGUUUCGAUAGUGGUGUGAGGCAGUAUGCAAGGCUAAGUCUUGACUUUCUUUGGGAUGUGCUUGAAUUGGAGCAUGAACAUUCUCAACACUUGUAAGUUAGUUUUGCUGCACAGCUUGAAAAGACACAAAGCUAAAUAUAGGCCAGAAGGACAAGACUUCCCCCUUGUUAGAUUGUGCCAUUUAUUUGGUUAGUUUUCCUGUUUAUCAUGACUGACCCAGUCUUUUCCUAGUAGGUUAUUUUAUAUAUAUAUGUACAUAUACAUAUAUAUGUAUAUAUAAACUAGGUACGAGGCAGACACCAUGCCUUUCUGCUUUGUACCAUACUACUGCUGCUAGCUAAUAACCAGCAAAAUGUAGAAAAUGAAAAAACUAAUUUUUUGUAGGCGACUUGGAGAAAACAGUUUGCCUUUUCUGAGGGCCGACCGCUUCUAGCCCAGUGCUGCCUUAGCAGCGAGGGGCUAGUCAAGUCACUGCGCUUGUGCGCUUCCAGCUCUGCCUGUAGAGCUGGCCUGGGCUCAGCUAAUCCCCUGUGACUGGCCAUUGGAUCGGUGGAGCUCCAAGGCUAGUUCACAGCACACAGAGGUCUCUUACUGUCAACAGAGUACUGUUGAUGGACUGGAAUCCAUUGUGGACUGUUCGCCCAUCUCAACUCCAUUUUCACGAUGGGAGUUUUAUUCAGGGACUCAUUCCUGGAGUUCUCAACAUGUUGACUUCACAUCCAUUUCCAUUUACUAAGGCAGAAUCGUGAUAGAGGUGUGUAACGAAGAUGCAAAUGGAAGGCAGCCCAAAUAAUGGGAAAGGGCAGAUUUUCAGCCCAUUCUUGAGCCUGCAGAAGGAGGUUUUGAGGUAUGAUCAAAGGACAGUUCUGAAAGUUAGCCAACUGCCUUUCAAUUCGUGCCCCUUCCUGAGUUUAACAAAAAGGGAGGAAAAAGAGCCAUGUAACGUAUACCCAUUCAAUUCAUCUUACAAUGAUAGCUCUAAUGUAUUACACUGUUCAGCUAUUAAAAUAGUCUGGGUUACGCACAUCCAGAGCUUAAAUGAAGAAAUAUUCCUUACAAAUGGGUGUUUCCAAACACGCUUGCUAAAUUCACUUUCAGAGAGAAGUGCCUGUAAUCUCUGUUCCUGGUUGUUAUUCUAAAGCUUUCGCUCCAUGACUCUGUAGCCGUUUAAAGAUUUUUUUUUCACAGCAAACGUGAUUAACUGAAGUUUACAAAGCAACACUGUAGCUUAUGCGUCAUUUUAAAAGUUGAUUAACAGUUAUUGUCAAAGCAACAACAGUAAACAACAACAUAAAAGGAAAGACAGUAGGUCGAUGUGGCGCCAUAGGCUUAUCUUAGGUAAACUAGUUUCAUCGUUUUAUGCAGGUUCUCAGUAACGCCAGGAUUAAAAUAUCAAGUAAGUCCUUUAAACAGUGGCAAAUGUGUAGGUGUUUGUUAUUCCAUUUGUUAAGCAGCCAUUUUACUCUUGCACUGUAAUGAGUUGAAGGGGAAUUAAGAUAAUGCUCCCGCCCCCCGCAUAUUGCUAUUCAACUACCUCUAUAUGCUUGAUUUCUUUUUAGAAUUUCCCUUCAUCAAAAUCUGUACCAAAAAAACAGUUUCAGCUCAUCUUUGUUGUAAUAACAAUGUGAUAUAGACAGUCUCUGUGAAAAGUUGUCCAUUAAAAGAGUUUCCUGUUGUCUGAUUUUGUAUCUAACAAAACUGUGCUCAUACCUUAGGGCAAGAAUUACCCAAAUAGUGUUAUUUUGUUAGAAGCUGAAUAGAAAGAAAAGCUAUUGGAAUGUCUGCUUUGUUUUUGCACCCUAUUGGUUGUAAUACAUUUGACCAGACGAUUCUUUGCAGGGAAAUAGACCUGCACUCAGACAGCAAGCUCUUCUGUAUACAACAGUGAGGCAGGUGUGAACCGAUUAAUGUGACUUGUGUUUUCUGAAAAGCUGGCCAUAAAUUGAGUGUUUUUUUUUUUUAAAGAAGAAAAGCUUGUGAAAGAAUUAUGUUGAAGCAUUUUUUCAAGUAAAUAAUGAGCCCCUAGUUUAUUUGUAAAUCCAAGCAUUCAUAUAUUGGGUUUGCUUAAAGCAAAGCACACUGCCUACUCUGUUUUCUUUGGCGUUAUAAAGUGUUUACAAAAGCAAAUUACACGGUUUUUGUUGGUUGUUUUUUUGUUUUUAUUAAAUGCUUUCUCAACAAUAUGCUAAAGCUAAGGCCUGAAGCAUGAACCUUCUGAUAGAAAAAUUGGUAAGAGUUGAUUGGGAAAAUGAGUGAUGUUAACCAAGCUGACUUCAGCAAGCAAGCUUCAGAAAUAUCCCGUCAUCUGUUUUACCACCGAGGGGGAAAAAGACAUAGGAAUGGGGCAAUUGAAAAAAA